UUUCAAGUUUGUUUUCGCAUGUCGUUGAGGCAGGGGCGGGCCGUCGGUGAUGUAAUAUCUUUUGCUUCUCAACUGGCUUCUACUGUCGGACUAAGUGCACCGAACAGUAUAUCUGAUGUCAACAUAGAGUUUUUCGAAUCUAUACUGGAGAAGAUUAGUGACUUCAAAAAUGAUGGCAAGGGUGUUUCACUAUGUUUUUAUUGAUUUGUAGCUACUUUAGAUCAUAAACCUCGAUGGGAUUUCCUGCUGCAAUCACUAUCUAGAUUGAUGGGCAGUUCGCUUGGUUAUAUAUCCAUCAGACAUUUACGCACAUUCGAUCCUAAUGUUGUAUAUAGUCUUCUUGAACUAAUUGAUCUAUUGGCAAAAAACAAUUUUGUUCAGAAAGACUUUAAAGUGGCAGAGCAAACUCGUAAUGAAAGGCUAAAUCCAGAUGAAUUGUGUGGAAACGUAUCACGUAAACUUGAAAGAGUUCGUAACUUAUACUCUCAACAAAAGUCCUCGCCGAUUCUAUUUCAGGAAUCACAAAACAAUUUUGAAUCACGAUCACACGAUAACAUGGAUUCUAAAUUACAAAAUAUGGAUAGAUCUACAGAAAGUAGUAGCGCUAGGUUGGCUUAUCUUCAAGAAAAACUUAAGACAUGUUUACUUAGUAUCCCGCUUGACGAAAAUAGUUCAAAAAGCGAUGGUGCGUCUAUACUAACUCGGUCAAACUCAUUUCAUACUAAACAGUUAAAGCGUCCUUCUGACAAUUGUAACUGCGGUUGCAAAAGUGUAGUUAAAUUACAUGCCAAACCUUUAGUGGAUACAUUGCAUAUUUAUGCGAAUAAGCAUUCAACUAUACCCUACCCUAUCAGUGUUACUGAAGAAAAUGAAGACCUGUCCAAUCAAUCGUUUUAUAAAUUAUUAGAUGGAUUUCCUAAAAUAGAUUUAGAUGAACAUGAAGAGCGGGUUUUGCGCAAAAAGGCAUUAAGCGUAAUGAGACAGCUUUCAAGCAAUUCCUCUUCUGGUCUAUCUCCCAUACAUGUUCCUGAAUCUCAUUCACAAAAUAUUGAGGAAAGGCAGAGACGUCGUCUUGCACAGUUAGUUCAUUAUGAUCGUCAAAUUGAAAACCUCAGACACCAAAGAGCAAGCGAAACCGUCGAGAGGCGUAUUCGAGGAGAAGCGAGAGAGAGAAAAUUCCAAAUGAUUAGAGCUCGGAAAUAUUUCGACGAAUUUGUCCGUGAAUUUCGUCUGAAAAAAAUUGCCAAGGUUAAUACUGAUGAAAAGAUAUUUCGACAAUUUUUUCAGCAACUGAUUCAAAAACAAAAGGAAUAUUUUUUUGAAGUGAAAAAACUAGAACGUGAAGAAAAGCUCCAGAAAGACGAACAAAAAAGGAAAAUUAUGGAAUCGUUAGAACAUGAGUACUAGCAUAUUUUUAUUUUCAACUCAGUUUAAAGUUUGUGAUAUUAGUUGUUAGUCAUAUUUCAAGGUUGAUUACUAAGAUAUUUAUGCUUAUUAAUCAUAAGAUAUCUUCAUUUAUUUCAAAGCUCAAGCUGAUCAAAGAAGUAUUUCUUUCCAAUUAGUUCCUCAUCCUAGAUGUACACUAAUAUGUAGAUUUCGUAAUGAAUUAGAAAUCAAUGCCAAAUAAAUUAUGGUGUAUCAAUUUGAAAGUUUAUCUCAAUAUUUUCUUAAAAGGUAACAAGCAAUUUGGUGCUGAACAAAUAUCAACUUAAAGAUAAAGUGAACUUGCAUUAUUGGUUGAGUAUUUAUGCAAUUUUGUUUUAAUAUUAAUUUUACAUUCAUUGAAUAAAUGACUGUAACUACUAUCCUUAUGAAAAAAUAUUGCGAUAUAUUUCUGAAUCGAUGUACCACCAUUUAUUAGGUACAAAUUUCAUACUUAACGAAACUUACAUACCGGUUGAUGAGGGGCGGUUUACAAUAUUUUUUUCCCUCUCACACGCUUAUUACGAUGAUACGUUAAUAAGACUAAUCACGUUAUACCAGAACCAGGAUUCGCUACCCAAAAUAGCAGUCACACACAGUAGAAAUCAAUGAUAAGAAGGAAAAUCACAUAUUUAAUAGUUCUUGAGCUCUGGAUGUUUGUCCAGGCUCAACAACCAAUUAUACUGUACUUUCACUACCACACAUCACCAGUGUAGAGCUGUUGGUAAGGUACUAAUUUAAAAUAAAUAUUACUGUUGUAUAAGAACAAAGAAUAAGUGAAUGGUAAUUGCUGGGAUCUAUUUAUGGACUGUUAUUAUAUAAAUAUUUUUACCGUAUAUCUAUGAAGUAACAAUAUUAUAUGUAUAUUCAUAUAUAUUACCACCACUGAAUUAACUACUUUUAUGAAUCCGGUGUUCAUCUUGUUGUGCUAAUUAGGUAUGGCAACUUGGACCGAUGC
This is a messenger RNA of Schistosoma spindalis, 2380 nucleotides long. NCBI's taxonomy places the organism in Eukaryota, Metazoa, Platyhelminthes, Trematoda, Strigeidida, Schistosomatidae. The record is from the annotation of a GenBank genome assembly.